Molecule: messenger RNA, 1087 nt
Organism: Gossypium raimondii (Peruvian cotton)
Lineage: Eukaryota; Viridiplantae; Streptophyta; Magnoliopsida; Malvales; Malvaceae
Product: fasciclin-like arabinogalactan protein 12
Exons: 1
Coding region: 75-869 (264 amino acids)
Source: RefSeq, a predicted model, not a curated record
CUAUAAAAUAAACACAUCCAAACAUAGUGUUUUUAAGGCAUAUAUUGAAUAUAUAGAGUGAUAUAUAAUUAUAUAUGAUAAUGAAGCAAUUUGAUCACCUUAUGCUUUUCUUUCUCCUUCAUACUUCUUGUUCAACAUUAUUAACCUUAGCCCAAGCUCCGGCAGCAGCUCCGGUGGUAGCUCCAAAGGCAACACCAGUACUAGCACCGGCAUCAUCCCCGGCACCACCCGGUCCAACCAACGUCACAAAAAUCCUCGAAAAAGCCGGCCAAUUCUCUACUUUUAUCCGGUUAAUGAAAGCCACGCAAGUCGCGAACCAGUUACUCGGCCAACUCAACAACACCAACAAUGGGAUCACUAUUUUCGCACCGAGCGACAGUGCUUUUUCGAGCUUAAAAUCCGGCACGUUGAACUCACUUUCCGACGAACAAAAGGUAGAGUUAAUCCAAUUCCAUAUAAUCCCAACUUAUCUCUCUUCAGCCCAGUUUCAAACCAUUAGUAACCCUUUAAGAACCCAAGCCGGUGAUAGCGGCGACGGGAAGUUCCCUCUCAACGUUACCUCGUCGGGAGACACCGUGAACAUUACGUCGGGGUUGACUAAUACUAGUGUUUCCGGUACAGUUUAUACCGACGGUCAACUUGCUGUUUAUCAAAUAGAUAGAGUUCUUCAGCCUUUACAGAUAUUCGAUCCUAGACCUCCGGCCCCAGCGCCUGCUCCGGCGAAAUCGAAGAAGAAGAAAGAUGAUGAUGUGGCUGACAGUCCUGCUGAUGAUUCUACUGAUAAUUCUAAAGCUGUGAGGUUCACUAUAGGAAACAAUGUUGGUUUAUUUGGGGUUACUGCCAUAGUUAUUGCAUUAAUUUCUUUGUGAUUAUAGUAAAAUAAAAAUUAAAAAAAAUUAAAUAUGGGAUUUUGAGGGGAAAAAUAUGGUGAGAUUGAGUGCAUGUUUUUUUUUUUGUUAUUUUGUGUUUUUAAAAACAUGUUAUUAUCCUUUAAAUUUCUGUUUUAUACCAUAUUUUUAUCAUUUAAAUAGUACUGUCACCAGAGUUAAUUGUUAUGAUUAUUGAAUUUUGAGGUUGUUGAGUGUUU